GGCCGGGUCCAGAAUGGAUGUGGCCGACCCGCCGCAGCUGGGCAUGUUUACGGAGGGGGAGCUGAUGUCCGUGGGGAUGGACACGUUCAUCCACCGCAUCGACUCCACGGAGGUCAUCUAUCAGCCGCGGCGCAAGCGGGCCAAGCUCAUCGGCAAGUACUUGAUGGGAGACCUCCUGGGGGAGGGGUCGUACGGCAAGGUGAAGGAGGUGCUGGACUCGGAGACGCUGUGCCGGAGGGCCGUCAAGAUCCUCAAGAAGAAGAAGUUGCGGAGGAUCCCCAACGGGGAGGCGAACGUCAAGAAGGAAAUCCAACUUCUGAGGAGAUUACGGCACAAAAACGUCAUUCAGCUGGUGGACGUGCUAUACAAUGAAGAGAAGCAAAAAAUGUAUAUGGUGAUGGAGUACUGCGUGUGCGGCAUGCAGGAGAUGCUGGACAGCGUGCCCGAGAAGCGCUUCCCUGUGUGCCAGGCCCACGGGUACUUCUGCCAGCUGGUGGACGGCCUGGAGUACCUGCACAGCCAGGGCAUCGUGCACAAGGACAUCAAGCCAGGCAACCUGCUGCUCACCACCAGCGGCACGCUCAAGAUCUCCGACCUGGGUGUGGCCGAGGCCCUGCACCCCUUUGCCGAGGACGACACAUGCCGGACAAGCCAGGGCUCCCCAGCGUUCCAGCCCCCUGAGAUUGCCAACGGCCUGGACACCUUCUCCGGGUUUAAGGUGGACAUCUGGUCGGCUGGGGUCACUCUCUAUAACAUCACGACAGGCCUGUACCCGUUUGAGGGGGACAACAUCUACAAGUUGUUUGAGAACAUCGGGAAGGGAGACUACACGAUCCCGGGUGACUGCGGACCCCCACUCUCGGACUUGCUAAGAGGGAUGCUGGAGUACGAGCCCGCCCGGAGGUUCUCUAUUCAGCAGAUCAGGCAGCACAGCUGGUUCCGGAAGAAGCACGCGCCGGCCGAGGAGCCGGUGCCCAUCCCGCCGAGCGCGGACGGCAAGGACCGCUGGCGCGGCAUGACGGUGGUGCCCUACCUGGAGGACCUGCACGGCUGUGCCGAUGACAAUGGGGACGAGGGCCUGUUCGAUAUCGAGGAUGACAUCAUCUACACUCAGGACUUCACGGUGCCCGGUGGCGAGGAGGCGUCUGAGGCAGGGCUUAGAGAGGAGAGAGGCACGCAGAAGAGCCAGUGCUCAGACCUUUCUGGAGAGGAAGCUGAGGCCAGGGGCGCAGAAGGGCUCGAGGCCAUAGUGUAGCGAUGCCCCUGCCCCCCGCAGUGCCAGCCGGUGCCGGAGAGGCCAGGCCUGGGUGCCUGGCCACCAACCCUCCCUGACCCUGCCCAGGUGUCUGAGGGCGGCCAGGGCAACUGUCCCACCCCCAGUGUUCACCGUUCCAUUCUGGGGCCGGUUUCACAGGCUCCCAUCAUAAAGGUUUGCCCCGCUGUGCCUGUGCGGGUGACGCUUGUCUCCCUUUUCUCCCUUUUCCCUGGCUCAUUUGCCAAAUGUUAGAUUUUUAUUGUAGACAAACCUGGUGUGCAGGGGUGACCUGUGUGGUGGGUGGGGCCCCUGGGGACACCCCACUAGGCAGUAAUGCUGUGGGCCCAAAGCUGUUUUCCUGGCAGAGCUGGGGCGGGGUUCAGGCAUCCCACUUGAGCAGGUGUGCUUGGGGGUCUGAGAUGCCCGUUCUGGAGCUGGACCCCAAGUGGCAGUGGCUUUGGCUCAGCCGUAACCCUGUAGAGUCCCAGGAGGUGAUGCAUGCUUGGUGUCUGUGGUCUUGUAGAGGUCUUCUGUAGAAUGGGAAAGAGGUGUCCUGCCUCUCAGAGGUGCUGGGCUCUCAUGUCAGGACCUUGGGAGCGGCCCUCGCUGGCGCGCCAUCUGCUGUCUCAGCAAGGUGGGGUGAGCACUCUGCCAGAUGCCCAGACCCCUGCCAGACCCCUGACUGUGUGUGUGAGAGGCCAGGAGCUGCCUGUUGUGGCUGGGGAAGGCUCGUGCCACAGCGGCUCUCCGGCUGGAGUCCGACGCCCGACUGUCCAUCCGUGGUAGAAGGAGCAGAGCCUCUCCCAGGACCGCUGACGCUUUCUCGGAGCCCUCGUGGGUCCACAGUGGCUGUGCUGAGGCCUCGUCCUCUCCUCACUGCAGUCCCAGUGCUGUGGUCGUCCUCAGAGGCUCUCAGCUGCUUGGCCUUGGUCUCCUGGGACUGUCCCCAUUGUGGGGGUCUGCCUCCUGCCCUGAAAGCUGGGUGACGGGCCUUGGGCCAGAGGUGGGUGGUUGUGGGCGAUGCUCCAGUCCUUUGAGGAUCAGGAGGCCAGAUCCUGUACCCACCCCCCCUGCCCCGACCCGAAGCCACAGUGGCUGUGCCCACAGCUGGGCUCCAGGUGGCGUGUGUGGAGCUGCGGGGCUCAGUGCCUGCGGGGCUCCUCCCCUGUCAUAGCGGGGCUCCUCACCCCACACAAGACCUCUCCCUGGCAGAAACUUGUCAACAGUGACGAACUCUGAUCUAGGAUGCCUCCUGUGUGCAUAGGGGUGGCUCACGGCAAGUUCCAGAAGCUGCUGAGUCAGAUACUGGGGACCUUUGGCCUAGAGGGGGCUCUGUGCUGGCAAAGAGGCGGACUAGAGGCGGCUGAGGGCAGCUUCCCACCCGAGUCUGGGGAGGGUGGGGUGUGGGCAAGAGGCCAAUUUUCCAUGUGCGCUGAAUGAGCUAUGCAGGCCCUGGCAGGUCGGCUGACCCCUGUAUGCCCUCCUCCUCCUCCCAGCACACCUCAGAGCACAGGAGUGAGGCAGUUGUGCGGCUCCAGGCCUGUGACCCCCCUGGACGCCAGCAAGGGCCGGUGCUGCCUGGUAGCGAGUAGGGGCACAGCAGGCCCCUGACUCUGAUCUCUUCAUCCCGU
Molecule: messenger RNA, 2886 nt
Organism: Lutra lutra (Eurasian river otter)
Lineage: Eukaryota; Metazoa; Chordata; Mammalia; Carnivora; Mustelidae
Gene: STK11
Product: serine/threonine kinase 11
Exons: 9
Coding region: 14-1255 (413 amino acids)
Biological process (GO): positive regulation of vesicle transport along microtubule; regulation of Wnt signaling pathway; glucose homeostasis
Cellular component (GO): cytoplasm; nucleus
Molecular function (GO): protein kinase activator activity; ATP binding; protein serine/threonine kinase activity
Source: RefSeq, a predicted model, not a curated record